Molecule: messenger RNA, 2280 nt
Organism: Exophiala xenobiotica
Lineage: Eukaryota; Fungi; Ascomycota; Eurotiomycetes; Chaetothyriales; Herpotrichiellaceae
Exons: 2
Coding region: 110-2143 (677 amino acids)
Biological process (GO): cellular response to X-ray; cellular response to gamma radiation; telomere maintenance
Cellular component (GO): nucleus; Ku70:Ku80 complex
Molecular function (GO): damaged DNA binding; double-stranded DNA binding; telomeric repeat DNA binding
Source: RefSeq, a predicted model, not a curated record
UGCUGGCCGCCGCGCUUUGCUCGUACUCGUAGGCGUUCAAACAUUUAGAUAUUCGCCCCGUAACUCCGCAACUCUGAUGAAGUUCGUGUUGGCUUGCUGAUCUAUCGAAAUGGCCGAUCUACCCCACAGACCGAAAGCAGAGGAUGAUCCGGGCAGGGCCGAAGAAGAUGAUGAAGACGAAGAGGAAAUCGACGAAAGUGGCUACAAAACAGUCAAGGAUGCUGUUCUCUUUGCCAUCGAGGUCAGCAAUUCGAUGCUGAAAAGGCCGCAGACUUCGGGGUCGAGGAAAUCAGACAAUACUUCGCCUCUUCUAGCAGCCCUGAAAUGUGCAUACCAUCUCAUGCAACAGCGCAUCAUCUCAACGCCUCGCGACCUGAUGGGAAUCUUGUUGUACGGCACAGAAGCAACCAAAUUUUACGAUGAAGACGAGAACUCGCGAGGUGGCUGGUCGUUUCCUCACUGUUACCUUUUGACGGAUCUCGAUGUCCCCGAAGCCUCAGAUGUGAAAGCUCUCAAAGAGUUGACCGAAGCAGAUUCUCCCGAAUCAAACGAACUCUUUCGGCCAUCAAAUGAGCCGGUCUCGAUGCACAAUGUCCUCUUUUGCGCCAACCAAGUCUUUCAACAAAAGGCUGCCAAUUUCACUUCUAGACGUUUGUUCAUUGUCACAGACAACGACGACCCACAUUCUACCAACAAGGAUACUCGGUCUCAAGCAACAGUGAGGGCCAAAGAUCUGUAUGAUUUGGGAGUGAUAAUAGAGCUAUUCCCAAUAUCUACCCCAGAACACACCUUCGACACGAAGCUCUUCUACGACGACAUCAUCUACAAAGCAUCUCCCUCGGAUCCUGAUGCAAUUGCUUACAACCCGUCUUCCAUCAUCGAUACCGAUGGCUCCAAAUUGUCUGCUGGCUCGAAUGAUGGCAUUUCCUUGUUGCAAUCUUUGUUAUCCAACAUAGCCUCCAAAGUCUCCCCUAGGCGAGCCCUGUUCUCUUCGGUCCCACUCGAACUUGGUCCUGGGCUCGAGAUCUCGGUCAAAGGUUAUCUCUUGUACAAGCAUCAAACACCAGCCAGAAGCAGUUACAUUUACCUUGGCUCUGAACGCCCACAGAUCGUGAGUGGACGGACCACACAAGUGACUGACAACACUCAACCGGUACAAAAGGCCGAAGUCCGGAAAGCCUACACGUUUGGGGGCGAGCAAAUUACGUUCACGGUUCAAGAGGCUCAAGAACUUCGGAAUUUUGGAAAACCCGUCAUAAAAGUGAUUGGGUUCAAACCAAUGUCCAGGCUGCCACUAUGGGCUAAUAUCAAGAAUUCAACGUUUCUGUAUCCGUCAGAGGAGCACAUUGUCGGCAGCACUCGUGUAUACAGUGCCCUGCACCGCAAAUUGUCGAAAGACAAACUAUUUGGCUUGACCUGGUUUGUCCCGAGAAAGAACGCGACGCCAGUCAUGGCGGCUAUGAUCCCAACGCUCCUUGCAGAAGCAACGGACGGCAAAUCGAAUGCAGCUGGGGUGUCACCUACAGGAGCCCCUCAAGGACUGCAUCUGGUACCGCUUCCCUUUGCAGACGACAUUCGAUCGAAUCCACCGACAACCCGGCAGGAACCUUUACAUUCUCCGGAUGAACUUGUAGAUGCCAUGAGGCCCAUCAUUCAACAGCUGAAUUUGCCAAAAGGCAUAUAUGACCCUUCUAAAUACCCGAAUCCGAGUCUUCAGUGGCAUUACCGUAUCCUCCAGGCACUAGCUCUCGACGACGAGAUCCCUGAUAAGCCGGAAGACAAAACAGUACCAAAAUAUCGACAGAUAGACAAGCGGGUGGGCAACGAGGCAGUAGAAUGGGGCAAGACCCUGGAGAAAGCGUUCAAAGAAUUCCAAAUUGAGAAUCCAGACACAGUUCCUACGGGUUCCAAACGUUACAUCAACGGACAGUCAUCGUCUGCUCAUGGCGGUGCGAAGAAGGUCAAGACAGAAGGAGGAGACGGGAUCACUGAGGAAGAGGUCCGAAAUCUAUGGCAGAAAGGUAAACUUUCGAGUCUGACGGUUGCCCAACUAAAAGAAAUAUGCGGACCCAAGAAGAUUUCGAUAGCUGGGAAGAAGGCAGAUCUCAUUGACCGACUUGAGAGUUGGCUGGAGAGCAAGUGAGCAGGAACGGUUGUCCUACUGUAUGAAUGAAUUACGAGAUACCCAAGACGUGUAUUUUACUGGCAGACCCAACCAUGAAAGUGGUUGAGAUGUAAUACUGUGUGGUCAAUCAUUGCACUCUCAGUCAUAUCCAAAAG